Molecule: messenger RNA, 17398 nt
Organism: Spirodela intermedia
Lineage: Eukaryota; Viridiplantae; Streptophyta; Magnoliopsida; Alismatales; Araceae
Source: the annotation of a GenBank genome assembly
AUGGAUGGAUUUGGCGGGCCCACCUUCACCGACAUGUCAGCAUUGACCCUGGCCUUUUUAAAUCCCCUCUCUAAAGCUGUUUCCAUCGAUUAUAUGGGGUGCCCAAAGUCCAACUGCCUGGAUUUUCAUCUCGGGUGGCUGUUUCUUCGAUCCGCAGAGCUGCAGGCAGCCUCCAGAGUUCUGGCUGCUGCGCAUGGCAUCUGCUUCCUCAACGUCGUCGUCGUCGUCGUCGUCGUCGUCCCUCGUUUCCAGGGCCAAGACGGCGAUCCACUCCGCGGCAGCCAAAGCGGAGAAGGUCCUCACGGACAUCCGCAUCGAUCUGAAGAACGAUCGGGAGCGAGGUCUUCACGCUGAUUUAUCCCCUACACUCCUACGCACGCGCACGCAAGAUCUCCGAUACCUCGAUGGGAUUCCCGGAUCGAGGAAUUGUUUCAUUGUUCGUCGCCGUUUUAAUUUACCUUUGCGGGGAGCCCCUCUCACCGAUUGUUUGGGUUUAUGUAGGUGAUGGAAAGCCUCAGAAUUUGGCGAGGAGGGAGGGGGGAGAUCAGUUGACAGCGUCUACUGAGUUUGAGGAGCCUGCAAAAAAAUCCGAGGAGGUGCUUCUUUAAUUUUUUUGUUUUUUCUUACUCCUUUUUGUCUUCAUCUUCAAAUUAACAGAAUGGAUUUUUUUUCAUAUUUUUUGAUCAUUUUUUUUACUUGGAACUAUUUAUUGUUCUCCAUGUCUGAUAGUCGGCAAUGAUUAUUUUAAAAAUAAAUUCUAUGCCGAUUUUCUUUGAAAAUUGGGAGGCAAUUCUGAUGGCCGGUGUCAUUCUAUCAUAACACUGAAUGCUUUUUUAAAGUCCACUUUUAUUGAUUUGGAUUCAAGUUGACUCGGUCGUGGUAAGAGGAGAUAGGUUUGGUUUGAUAUAUUACAUUCUCUGUUGACAUGAAAUAACGAUGGGCCACUUACUGGCAGAGGUGGGAUGCUGGAGCCGGCAUCACAUUGUCAAGCAUGCAAUACGGUCUCCUUGCAAUGUUAUGGUUAUAAAUUAAACCAGAUCCAUGAAAAAGCAUUAAGUGGUUUGGUAGAAGUUCGCUCAUGACUGUCUUCCUUGCACACGCCAUCUCCAUUUUGACUCAACUUUAUAGCUCUGGCAAUGUUACCCAUGUACUGGAUAUUUGCCGAAUUUUGAUCAGAGUCUGCUCAACAGAUCACAGCGCUGAUGCUGAGAUUUGACAAAUCAUGGGCGUUAUAUUCUCUGAGGGAUCACCCAGGUGUCAAGGAUGUGUAUGCCUGGAACUCAUUUUUCUAGCUUGGAUAGUGGAAUAAUAGAAUUUUUAGAUGUUGGGAAAAGAUGAGUCCUUUAUAUGCUAACCGUCUUUUGGUCAUAUCUGUACCCUAUUAUAAUCAUCAUCAAAAGAUAAUAUUUGAAGGAAUAUAUGAGGAUAAAAGAAAUAAAUAUGGAGGCUGUUAUUAAAAAUAUAGUAAUAUCAUAGGAAAUAUCUAGUCAUAUAUUUUUGACAUGGAUAUAUUUUCAUAAUUUAAUUUUUAACUGGAUACAUUUUCAAAUAAUAUUAAAUUUUUGUGCUAAUCUACUGACUGGUGAUGAAUAAAUUUACUGCAUAUGUUACCUUGGGUUGGAAGUGAAUUAAGUUUAGUGCUAAUCUCAGGUCAACAUGUUAAUUAAUCACCAAAUUAGGAACUAAAAUUGUGAAAACUAUAAUUGAUAAAUAACAUCUUUUCGAAAACGGAAAUAACAUUGCUUUCUUUCUCUUGAAAUUAACGUUAUAUUUUAUGUAGAUUCUUUUUUUAUACAUUCUGAACCAGUCUUUUUACUCUACAUGAUUUUCGAACAUUCAUGAAUUUAAAAUCGAAUCGGUUUGAUUCAAAAUGGAUAUGAUGCGACACUGCUAUCAUCACAAUAAGUCACUAUAUUUAUUUCUAAGACAAGAUUUGCCCUGGUUGUCGACUCUUCCUGCAUUUGAUAAGAUGGCAGGCUGUUAGUUACCUGGGCAAUUUAUUUGACUUAUUAAACCCCAAAUUGGUUGGCAUGGGAUAUGAUCAUGAACAGUUGAUAUGGGAGUCUUCAACAACUGGUAUUUCCUCACAAUAACUGAUUAUGCAUAUUUUAGGGUUUGAGAGUUUAUAUUUUAGCGACUUCGUUGAACAGUAGUGAUAGGGGCCAAGCUGCAAUAGAUAUGCCUCGAACCAUAUAUACUUUAGAAGAGAAUAGCGAAGAUAGGAUUAGCUUAGCUUUGGAACCGUCGACCAUCUUGAUCAGAUGAACACAAAAUAAAAUUCGCUGUCCAUUUGCAUCAAUAGGCUUGAGGGAGUGAAAAGUACGGGAUAUGUCUGUUGUUUGUUCCAUUAAUCAUCAAGAUCUAUGCUGCAUUUCAAUAGAAGAGGUUUCGAGGGUCAUCCAUUACAAAAGACUUUCCUCAGAGGGGAUAUGUGGACCAGCCAGCUCAAUAAGGCUGUAAUCCCUUUCUAUUAAUAGGGAGUCGGCAUGGUAGUCAGGGAGGUAAUCAUGGCAGAGACAGAAGUUGUGAGCAUGGUCACUGCAGAGGCAGCUCAAGGCAGCAGGACAAAUCCAGGGAGGGCCAACGUCUGCAACUGCUGCUGGGCAAAGCAGCCCACUGAAGUUGACCAUUUUGGUUAAAAUAUCAUUCUUAGUGAAUAUUCAUUUUCUGCCAUUCACAUACUCAACUAGAAGCGCGCAAUCCUUAAAAUAUCCUAGUGUCCUUUAUAGUAGCAAUUUAUUCUUCUGUAUUACUCAUUCCAGGCUGGGAAAGCCAUUGAAACCUUGUUCCCAUGUUUUUCUUAUCAUUACUUUUAGUAGACAUGUUCAGUUAAUUUCAUGACAUUAAGUGCUUCAUGCUAUCAUGAUAAGACAACAAAAAUAUUGUGACUAGUAAUGUUGUGUGCUACUCUUUAGUGUUCAACAUUUUUCUAAUGUUUCUGAUUGGUUUCCAAAUUAUUUUUUUCAUUGACUCUGGACUCUUUUUUGUGCUGGCUUUCUUUUAGCAAGAAUAUUUUCAAAAUUCUAUUGCCUUAUCAAGCUACUGCAAUUGAUUUGGCAUAAGAUUUUCACAAAAAGGAUACAAUCCUAUUGCUUGUGGAAUCGAUGUAUGAUCUUCUUGAAAGUGUUUCCAGCGAUGUUCAGUGUACCUAGACAUGUGGGUGAUUAUAUCAAAAAAAGAGCCUUCAUUGGAUGUGUGAGACUGUCAACAGUGUCCUACAUCAUUGUUGUGCCACCUGAAAUCUCUGAUAUCGUACAUUUCGACUGCUGGUUAGUCGGGAACCAGGUUGCAAUGGUUUCCACAUUAAAAAUGGAGUAUUUGAUGCUUAACCAUUGUACUGUCAUGAUACCGUUAAAAUGUAUCCCAUCAGUGGAAGUACCUCGAAGAUACUGAUUGCUUUUUCAAGCAUUCUUGAUUGUUACACUCUUGUGGUACUAGACUACAAUCGUUUUUAAUAUCUAGUUUUUUAAUUCUUUUUACUAUUUUCAGGAUAUCAACUAUACGAAAUGGAAACCUUUAAACCUGGGGAAAAAACAAGAUUGGCAGCACUCCCUAAAGAAUUUUAGGAUAGGAAAGAGAGACGUUGAGGAGAAAACUAGCCAGGUGCCUCCAGAUAUUUCUAUUCCUGCCAAUUGCUUGCAGUGGAAUCAAAGAGACAUUCCAGACAUGAAGGUAGAAGGCCAUUAUUUUCCGUCUAAUGAAUAAAUUAUUUUAAAAUUAUCUUCUAUGUUUUAUUUAAGACCUUUCUUUUUUAACACGUGGAUAACAUGCCGUUAACAUUUCGUAAAAAAUAAUUGAAUCAUGUUGUACCUAUGAGUAAAUAAUUUUUCGGUGUAAAUAGUGUCAACUAAAUUAUUCUUUGUUACUUCUCAAUUUGGGUGUCUAUGUUCAAAAGUGACAUUACAAAAUAGAACCUGCAUUUCAUAAAUUGGCAAAUGGUCUAAUGAAUGAACAUACGUGGUGACUACGGGUGUACUUGUACUGAACUAAUAUCACAUCAACUUUUUUAAACCUUGCAAAAAGAAUAUCUUAAUGUAUGAAGGGCAUCUCUGAAGGAACACUUUCUAAUACAAUUUUCUUUAAAUCUCUUUUCUUGUGCAAAAAGAACAUACACUGGUUACUGUAUUUAAAUCUCUUUUUUUUGGUUAGCCUAAGAUUAGCAGGAAUUUGAUUCCUUUUUUCUUUUGUAGCCUAGUUAUAUUCUCAAAAUAUCUGCUUUUGGGAAUGUCAAGCAUGGUUUUAACUUUAACUUCAGAAGGCUACCAUUUAAUGGAUGAGGCAGAAAUAGAAGCAUGACGGAAACCAUCAGUUUUCUCCGUCAGGUAUAAACUAGAGGCAUCCACGAAUGAUUUGUCUAUGGAUUCCUGUUUCUGAAUAUUUUAUUCAAUAUCUAUGCAAAGCGUGUUGAGUUAUGGAUCAGAAAUGCAAAUCUUAAAAUAAAAGAUAUGUUAGAACUCGUGUACCACUCAUGUCUGUUGAUGAAGGUGACAAAAAUUCCAAGAUCCUGGAUUUUUUUGGGGUAUUAUCUAUCAACAAUCAGAGUUGGUUUCAAUCUGUGAUUCGUAUCUAUUAUUCCCAGUGUUAUCUCAUUGUGUCAAAUUUGUAAAUUUUUGUGUGCAGUUGCUUAAUGUCAGUUUCAGUGCAGUAGCUUAAAAGAUUGAUCACUUUCAGGAAAUGGGAUCCAGUGGACUGGAUCAUGGUAGAAAUCCUGUGAUAACUACUUCAAUUCCUCCUGCUUAUGUCCUUAAAAAUCUGGCAGCAGCCAAUAUGUAAGUAUUUAUUUGACUGCAGCUGUGCAUGUCUCUUUCAGUGACCACCCAAUUUUUUUUGCUUUCAUUAGAAAUAUACUUUAUUACCUUUUCUGUCUAAGAUAAGAACUAAUGAAAUAUACUCGACCGUAUGGAAAAUCAUUCAUGGAUUUAAUUUUUUUAAGAUUCUUUUUGUGUAAUUACGUUGAAGCCAAAUGACUGUGUUUUUUAUGCUUUACGAUUCAAUACAUAUUAUCUAUUGGAAAGUUGUUUUGAAUUGAUGUAAGGUUUAUUUUGCAAUUGAUUGAUGUCUGUUUUACUCUUUCGUUAUCCUGCAGGAAAGCAAAGACCUUUAAAUCUGUGAAAGAUUUUCCGAUGCAAGAUAGUGAUUCUCCACCAAUGAAAGAGAAACUGGGCUUGAGUUUUUCUGUGGUCAAAUCAAUUGUGGUUCGUGAGAAGGACAAGCUGAACCAUGAAAUGUGUGGCAAAUUGGAAAUCUCUUCUGCCGUUCAGGUCUUAUUUGAUUCAGGUUGUGAAUUAGGUUUGUAUUUUUCAGAUUGAAUUCUUCAGCGUAAUAUUCGUUCCUCAGUUUCAUUGUAAUAUCUGCAAGAUAAAUUGCAGGGGAACAGCCCCUCAAAGGGAAUGAAGGAUCUAGGUCACAGUCAUUGUUGAUCACAUGUAUCCAUGGUGCUCCCCCAGGAAGCUUUUUGGUUAAAGUUUCUGAAAUCGCUGGAAGCUUCAAGUCUUUACACAAGAUGGUUUUGUUUUGGCAUAAUGUCGUCACUGAAGUAUGGAUCACUUUCUCACAAACUAUUAAAGGAAAACAACAUUGUUUGAGCUUAUAGAUUAUCUGCAUUUAAGUUAAUUUAUCAUUAAGAGUUAGUGUUUUCGUGAAAAAUGUUUUCCCAAGCACUUGGUUUUAUCAGGUCAAGAUUUAGGUCUAUCUGUUUAUGUUUUCCAUACGCAGGGACACCAUGUGCAUACCGUAUAUAUUAUUUCGUUGAGAAAAAUCUUCGUGCAGAGCAUAUCUUCUUUCAAGUUUUCCUGAGAUAUGUACUUACACAGCUAAUUGCCAACUUAGUCUUAAUCCUAUGGAAAUUUGACGUUUUUAUGUUGAAAUUCCUUUUUUUAAUUUGAAAGGAAGAAGCUUUUAGUCAUAAUUGUCUCUUUUAGUUGAUAGUAUCUGGAAUUAAAGAAAUAGGUCUUACUUUCUUAGUUUCCUAGUAUCUGGAAUUAAAGACUUUUUCCAGAAAAUUUCUGAGUUUCUUGCAUUGGAGGGUUGGACAAGGAAAAAAAAAGAAUUGGAAGAGGGUUUUGGUUCUGUGUCUGAAACAUAAAGGGGCAUGUCGCUAGAAUCUGAGUAAGAAAUAUGAAAGCUUUCAAAUGUGGUCUACUAAUUCUGCAGAAGGUCCCAGUUCUUAAUUUAUUCUUUAGGGUAAUGUGGAAUUGAACUUGAAGGAAAAAGAUAUUAAAUGAGAUUAUCUUCAGUCUCUAACAUCAAUUAGCAUACAAGAAAAGGCUGGAGGGAUGAUUUCGGUUGUCUACAUAUUGAAAUCACUACAUAGAAGCCUGACGUUUUGGUAUCAGAGGCUAUAGCGCUUCAUACAUUUUUGCACAAAGAUAUGUAAUGAUGUACAUUUUAUAUAAUGGAUAUGCAACCAAAAGUUUUUAGUUACAAAUUUGUCUCGGUAUAAAAGACCAAAUAACUUUAUCAUAUUCUACGUUUGAAGAGUUAUUCUGUUGCUGUGCCUAGAUGGUGAUAAACGUUUUUCUCUUUUCUCUAUUUUUUUCAAAGGAAGCAUUGAUUUCGUUAUAUACAUGUAAUGGAUGCGCAACAAAAAGUUGUAGUUAAAAAGUUGUCUCAGUAUCUAAGACUAAAUAGCUGGAUAACAUUCUAUGUUUGGAAAAUUAUUCUUUUGUCUAGAUGGUUCUUACCACUGGAUAAAAAACCUAGAACCAUAUGAGUGUAAGGAAUAUGAGAAUCUUAACAAUUAAGUUUAAAGCUUCUUACCUAGGUCACUUUAGUGUGCUGGUAACUUUGAUGGCCGGUUAAACAUCUCUUAUGGUACUUAACUUGAUGAAAUGCACAUUAAUAUACAAAUAUUAAAACCAUGUCCUCUUAGGGUACUUAACUUGAUGAAAAUUAGCAUUAGUAUACAAGUAUGAAAACCAUGUCCUCUAAUCUAUUCGUAGUCAUCAAAUUCAAUGACUUGAAAACAAUAAAUAACCACCCAAGAAGAUGUCUAUUUACAUUGAGAAGUUAGUAGCCAACAAUGCCACAGCACUUCGUGAAUUUCUGUACGAUUUUACUCUUGGAAAAAAUGAUCACUCAGUAUAGGAUUUAAAGUAAGUGAAGUUAGAUCAAUCAUAUUCAUAAAACUGUUUGAGAUUAUUCUACAGACGUGACUGUUGGUGCUUCAUUUUAUCAAAUUUCGGACGAAUGCUAUUAAAAAUUUACAGUUUGGUGUCAAUUUGAUAUUAUGUGCAAUGUAGAUUCUUUGAAGUCAUAACCUUUUCUGGAAUCUUAUGUUAAACUAGUCAUAGCUGCAUCACAUAUGAAGUCACUAGCCCCUUUGUUGGCAUAAAUGGCCUAAGACCCAUGAUGUGAAUCAGGCAGAAAAGUCAAAAGAGCGGUUCUUUGAAAGAGUAUGACAUAUUGGGGACUGGCCAUUCUCCUGGACCAACGCAUAAGGCAGUGAUUUAUAAAGGACUUUAAUUUGGUUGAAAGUUGUUGCUCUGAUAGUGUGAGGUGAACCCACCUGAUCAGUUACUCUUCUUUUGUGGCCAUCUUUGAUCAUCCAAGUUAGUCAUUCCUUGUAGAAAAUAUGCUAUAAUGGUCGAAGAUGAUCUGUUUUGAUGUGAAAGGUAGGCAUGGGGGAAUGACUGAGUAUGAUAUCGUGACAGCAUCAUAAUUGCCUUUUGCCAUUGUCUCUCCUUCUGUCAAUGGUAAGAAAAAGACAAGUUUGGGAAACAGGGAUGGAAAAAAACCUGCUUUGAAGAUGGUUGUUAUCACCUUCGUUAUCAUUAUUGCCUGUCACAUUCAUAUCAGCUGAUUUGAUGUUCCUCUCUCCCUUGUCCCAUUUUGGAGUGUUGUUUCCCACUAUGUCAGACUGUUGUAGCCUAGUAAAUGAGUGGAUGUGUUUAAUUAGGCUGGUUCUUGUACUCUACCUUACGAAAAAUGUACAAAUGUCUGUUCGUUUAUCCAAUUUUGACAAGAAAACGUAAUAUUUUUGCAUAAAGGGUUGACCUAAAAUUAGUCUACAUUAGAUAGGGCCAUUGUUGCAUCAGUUUCAUGAUUUACUGUCUUUGCCACCUCUGUUUACAAUUUUUUGGAAAAGAACCGCUCAAGGAGAAAGUGUGAACCUUAUUGAGUGUUUCAACUCAACAUUGUGUUGUGCAUUUGUUUUCUGCAUGGAGCUGUGUAAACCUCAGGAACAGGUUUUAUAUUGCGAUCAGAAAUUACUUUUUGAUGAUCCUGAAGUUUGCAACAUAACAUACCACUUUUGUAUCUAUACCAUGCCAAUGAAAUUUACUAUUGUCUUAAUUAUCGAAAUGAAUUUUAAUCGGAAAUUAUUUAUAUCUGUAGCUGAAGAGACGAUGGUCUGUGGGAAAACCAAUUCCUCACAUGCCGCUGGAUGAAAAUCCUGAUUUAGAUUGCUGUCGUCUGCAUCAGCAAUUGCAGGUUAUAAAUUGUUGUAUUGCCCGGAAACUGCGUCGAAUUAAUGCAACAGAACAGUUGGAUUCUGUUGUGAGCAGAAGUCCGGAUGAUAAUCCAGUUGAUUUUUUCAACAAGCUAUCCGAAAAGCCUACGAUAUAUGCAAAAGUUAGAACCGGUGCUCAUGUUCUCAGGCUUGGUGCUGGUAAUCCAUCCAAGAACCUAACCAUGCUAGAAACGGGUGAACAAAUAUAUUCCCCUCUGACUCAGGUGUAAUGUCCCUUAAAUCUUUUAUGGUUAUUUUGGUUUUUGUUUUCAAUUUAUAUGAUGGUCGUAUCUGACAAUCGAAAUCGUUCUUGAAAUGAAGGAGGGACCGGUUUUAACAGAGGAACUCAUUAAAGAAACUGAGGAGUUUGUACUGCGAACUGGGAGGUCUGAUAUCUUUGAUACACGUAAUUUUGUCCUAUUAUAAAUGAAUAGUAUAGUAUCCUCUAUCUUCUUACUUCUUUGCUUGUAAUCUAGUUGAAGAUCUGAUGUGAUAUAUUUGGUAGGGCCCAUAAUGGAUGAGAACGAAUUUGACAUGGCAAGUGUGAUCCAUGAAACCUAUAAAUUUUGAGAAACAAGUACAUGUGAUAUGAUAGGUCAUAUUUUUUGAUUUUAUAGGACCAAACAUGGGGAAAAUCUUGAUAGAAUCAAGGACAGUAUUGUCCUGGGCUUAUCAACCAAAUGGACAGCAAAAAAGUAAAAUGAAAUGAGAGAUAAUUUAGGCCUUUCAAGUGUCCUUACAACAUCAUUUAGUUUGACUUUGGGUACUAACACCAACUUUUCGUCAAUAUCCCAUUUUACCCCACUUUCAAAUCGAGAUAUUAUCUGAGAUUUCGGUUUUGAUAAUUUGGUGCUAGACAACGAUCUAUACAGUUCUUUUAGGAACCUUCUUAUUUGAUACCCUACUUUCUUUUUCAAAAUUUCCGGUAUCAAAUUCUCUUAAUUAGACGAAAGAAAUUUAUGUUUUAAGAUUUUUUCCAAUCUCAUUGAAGAACGUGAAUAUUAUUUUCCUUAUAUUUCAUGUGUACCUUGUACCUGUUCUAGUUCUUCCCGUAUGCUGCCGUUUACUCAAAUGCCACAAGCUUGACCUAUUUUUCCUCUUGAGCUAUCAUUAAUUGUAAAUUGUUCAACUUAAGUGUAACAAAUCAAAAAAUCUCCGGGACAAGGAGGUCAUAAAAGCUUGGUAGAUUAAUCUUCAAUAGGGGGUCUUUUGGAACUUCUUUCUAUAAUCUACUUCAAUUGUCCUCCAGUACAAAUAUCAAAUGGCUGUUUCCACUGGCUAUCAGUGUGUGAAUUUGACUUGCGAUGAGAAAUGUAGUAUCCACAAUUAUUGCCAUUGUUCACAAUGCCAGACUUGCAUUUAAAUUCUAUGAUCAGUAUUCUUGUAAGUAGUUAUGUAAGGUAUGGAGCAUGCCAUACAUAGUAUUGGACAUUGUUUCGAAAUUGAAGAACUUCAGCUCUUGAGGGACGGCCCACCAUCCAAAUGACACCAGUAGGGUUGUCUUCAUCAUGGAUAUGAGACAUGUUUAGAAAGGUAAAGUUGGGAUUCAAAGCUUUACUUUGGUGUAGCAUCAUGGAAGGUAAAGGAGAGGAUAAUAAUCUUAAGGUCCAUAAGACAUUGAUAAGGAAGAAAAUGACAGUGAACGGCAGUGUUCCCUCUCAAUAAGAAGGGCUGCUUCUUGAUCUCCUAAAAAAUAUUAUAAAUUAACAACCAUUGUUCAAAGGAAAGGUCUCUUAGAAAAUAAGAAAACAUUUAUUUGAAAUGCCAAAAUGUGUGAUCUCUUGCAAAGAACUGAGUAUAACUACAUCUUCUAGUUAUCAUCUUUUUCUUGUUUCGGAAAGAAGCAUGGUAUAUGACAUCCACUAUGCCAGUUGAAGUUGGGUUCACGGAAUAGCUUAUGAAAAUCUUGUACGUGGUCUGGCUAGAAAUAUUCUGUAAUAAAGAUGUGGGCUUGGUAGCUUGCGAAACUGUCAUACCAGGUCAGCCCAGCACUGUUAUCACCCAAUGCAUUGGCAUGCAUUGGUUACAUGAGUUCAUGAAGAGUGAGAAAAUGGAUAGGAUGACUAGCAGUUUUAAAUGAGGUCAAUGUUGUUCACAAGUGCUAACUCAUCUUCUUGGCUGUUCUGAAUUCAUUUUAAUGGAAUUUGGAAACCUUUGCCGAAGGUCUGCCCUUCUCCUUAUUUAUUUUAUCCAAUGCGUGUCAACUAUUUUUGGCAUUAAUGUUGACAUUCGUGCCUCUCUAUCAAGGAGAUUGUUUUCAGAAACAGCUCUAUUGUAGCAGUAUAUUCAUGAUAGAUAGGAAAAGCUAUGCUCAUAACUUAUAACAGUUGCUGGACAGGAUCAGGCAUUUCUUGAAUACUAUACGUAAGAAUCAUUACAAAGAAGAUCGGAUUGUUCUCAAAAGGGAAGUGAUAGCUAAACAAUAUGAUAAUGAGAGAUCAAGCAAGACUUCAAGCAGCAUCCUCUUUAGAGAUAACUCUUCAUUAAUCAAGCAGUUUAACCAUAACAAGUUUCACUUUGGAAAAGUCAACCAGACAUUCUUUUGAACCUCAAUCAUAAAAGCUAUUAUUAGACGUCUUUAACAUUACCGUUGGUUUUAUCUGAUAAUUUGGCUUGGUGGGUUUACUUUCAGUUCCUAUGUAACUGUUUAGUGAGUGAAGCCCGCUAUAAACCUUUUUGAUCUGUGGGUAUUGUUUUGACCUUGACGUCACAUGUUACGAAAGCACAUUCAAUAACACUCAUAAUAAGAAGAAUAAACAUUCAAAUAUUUCAGUACUUUCGUGUGGACCACGACUAGUGAGGGAUAAAAUAGUAAUGGUUCAAGAUUUAGAAGCUUAUUAAAAAUUGGUUGGAGGUAUAUCUUGCUCAAGUAUCACAUAGCCCUUUCUUUCCGGUUUCCUUGUUCCAUGACAGUGGGCAUGCACCAAAUAUCAUGUCAUAUUACAAGUACCUGUCAUAUUACUAAGGAUGUCUAGUUGUAAUUGUAAACCAGUUUCAGUUGUGAUUUUGAUGUUCGCACCACCAACUAUACAGAAAUUAUUCCCGGAUAUUUCGCGUACAAUCAUUGUCCCAAUUCAUUGUUAUAGAAACCAAUUGAUAGAAUGCAACACUAGUGCAGUUUUUUAUCAUAUUCGUGUCGUAGGUUAUUGAUGCAGAAGAAAUUUGGUGUUUAUUCGGAUCAUGCUACUCGAAAAUGGACAUUCCACAUAAGGAUUGUUGCUAACCUAACAAGUUUGUUGCCUCCUUGAGCAAGCGUAGAAAUGUUAUUCCAUUAAAUCAGGCAUAGCAUUCCUUCAUUGAUCAUGGUACUUGGUUCCAAUUACCAUGAUUCAGAUAUCUAAUGUCUGCGACUCGUGCAGAAUCCUUUUGUGCAAUUGUACAUGAAUUCAUUUUGACAGAAAUGACGACCAUGUGUUUCUGUUAACAUUAAAGUUUGCAUGAAAGGUCCUGUGCCCAAGGUCCUGUGCCCUACUUUGCAUGAAAGGGAUGUUAAGUUUCAUGCAUAUUAGGUUCAGGCAUUUGUUUAUAUAAUCUCACUAAAGGAGCCAUUUGCAUUGUGGCUGUGCUGACUGUUAACAUUAUGUUGUUUGGUUCUAGUUCAUAAUGAUCAAAGUCAAAUCGCGUGUCUAUAUAAUGAAGCAACUCCAUAGAGAGGUGCGUGGGGAGUCUUGACUAGUUCGAAACAGCGAAUUAAGAAAAGAUGUUCAACGGACCAGAAAGACUCGGCAUAGGAACUUAUUCCCACCUACGUGGUUGGUAAGCGAAACCCACCUCAACCAGAUCUACCGAAAAAAGCAGGGUGCCCCAUUGAAAGAAUUAACACGCCAAAAUGGCCACUCCCCAAAAAAGGGAGAGAUCCGCUGCUUAUUUUUUUGGAACGUACCAGUUGUGUCCGAAAUAGUGUAACUAAGGAGUUUCCGGGGAUUUCCAGAUAUAUGACUCAAAAGAAUCGACACAAUACACCUAGUUUUAAUCUGACAAGUUUUCUUGCUAUUUUUACUCAUAAGAUUUUCAUUCAUAAUAUUUGUACUGAUUUUCCUUACCUAAGUUAUACAGUUUCAAAAACUAAAUCUGUUUUUCAUUGAUAGUAUUUCAUCAAGUUCCUAUCUAACUUGCCCAAGAAGAAUAUGAGAUUCGUCGUUAUUUGAUGGGCUUCAAAUAUGAGAUUCGUCACAUACUAUUAAGUUGUUGCUUAAAUAGGCUUCAAUUGUUUUAAAUUCCUAAUGAGCAGGCUUUCUCAUACCUUAAGAGAUCAGAAAUACGCAAUUCACAUUUCAUGGUAUAUCUUUCAGGAUUUGGACGUCUUAUGUAUGUUAUUUAGGUUUUCAUGUAAAUCCUCAUUACUUAAGAGAGAAGAAGCUGCUGUAACUUUUGUUUUUCCUUGUCUUCAUGAAAUAUCUCAUGCAGCAUUGUUAUGUCUUAUAUUUCAGUAUUGGGGCUGGAUGUUCUCAGCUGCUGUCUGACAUGCAAGCUUUCAAGGUUAUGUCCUUACUCUAAGCACUUAUUAUAGAAGUGGUACCUUGUUUUACAGAUACAGAAGUUUCAAGCAUUUAAUAUCAUCUUACAUACUUCAACAAAUUGUAUAUUAGGCUGCGAAUCCUGGAUGCAUUUUAGAAGACUUUAUCAGGUGGUACUCACCUCCAGAUUGGAAGGAAACCAAUGAUUUAUGUGAUAGUGAGGAUGUAUCGUCAAGUGGAGGUUGCUUAAGUGGAAGGAUGCAGGGAGAAGGUAAAUCUUUUCACUGUAUCAACAAAAUUGUUAUUGAAAUGUACACCCAUAUGACUUUUCAAGAUCCCUAUGGAGCUUUCUAUAAUCUAUCUGCACACACAAUAGCUCUGGGUCCUUUUCGUUUCCCAUUGGCACUCUUAAACCAGGAGCACCUUUCCUGGAUCCUUGGAUUCAAACAAGAUUCCCACAACAGGUCAAGAUAAUUAAUGAUGAGGUUGGACGUAUCGAUAUCAUUAAGACUGUCAGUAUCUCGACCAUUGGGUUUCUAUUAAGCCUCAAAACUUGGACAGUAUUCGAAGUCGAUAGCUCCUAGAAGUCCGACGAGCUAUGCAUGCAGUUUUGGGUCUAACUUCUUGAAAUGUCUCUAGCCUUUGCUGUAUGUUUUUAGGGCACCUGAGUCACAAAUUUUGGGCUUUCUCAUGUAUUGUAGUAUCCUAUGUCACCAUGUAUGCACAAAGAUGAAUAUGACUUAUACAUACUAGUAAUUGGAGUAGAAGUUAGGGAAACAAGCAGUAUUUGCAAACUUAGUCGUUUGAAUGUUAAAGCAUUACACAUACUUAUCCGUUACCCAACUUAUCAAGCAAACUAGCAUCCCGUGAAAAAUAUUGCCAAGAAUAGAAAGAUUGUAAACUUUCCUACGAUUUCAAGUUGUCCAAAGGAGAAAAUUUGCUGUCCUUCUUCUAUGAAGAUUUCUUGCCUAUCAUUGUCCAUGGUGCUCAUCAAGAUUUGUGACUCUUAACAUCAUUUUCAAAUAACGUCUUUUGAUUCAAUAUAUCUUAUCACAUAUUGACAGAUAUGUGAUAUACUCACAAACUUGUGUACAUAACUAGCGAAGCUAUGCCAUUUGGUUUCAUCUAUCCAUCCCAUGUGGAUCAUUUAUUGAAGUUGGACAGGACAGCAGAGCCAAGAUGGCCAUGUCAAUGGAUGCUGUCUGUUGAAGGCGUAGUGGUACCUACAUAGCAGUCUUGUUCGUGCCUUGUCUGCAGGAUUUUCUUUGUAGGAGGUCAAGGUCGGAGUAAGAAUAGCAAACAGACUGACUUGUUUACGAGAUCUCUACCUAGCACUUGAUAUAAGCUUCAUGCUAUGACAAGUUCUUGCAUUUUAAUCCAAGAAGGAUGCAAAUAACCUGGGGGAGUUGUGGGUCAGGACUCUUACACUCACAGGUCAGAAUAGUGCGGCAGUUCUUGCUUGAACAUUAUUUUUCUAACUGAUCCAGAUUUUGAGGAGAGUAACAGCAGAUUUCAGUUGAUUUAAAGGCUAACACAUUUCCACAAUACGUUUUUUUUCUCUUCAUGAGAUUACCUUUGCUUGUAGAUUCAAGCAACCCUUGAGGAUUCAAGGGGCGUUAUUCUGAUCCGUGUACAUUCAGGGAUAGUCCAAUGCAAUCCUUGUGGUCCUAAGGAUUUAGUACUUCGUACCUAAUGGAUUCAAGGCUCAAAUUUCUACUCUGCUACUUUUUCUGCAUCAAGUUGUAUUAAAUCUCUAUUUUCCGGUGAAUUCAAGUGGCGUUACUUUGAUCCUUGUGGAUUUAAGGAUCAUCUAAAACAAAUCAUUGCGGAGUAGGAUUGAGUAUUUAAGGCUUGAGUUUUCAUCCUUCCUUGACGUCUGUUGCAUUAUGUGGAGGGUUGACUUACAGAUCAUUCACCCAAUAAAAGAAAUUGCCUCUUGGGAUUUAGAUUGAUUUUUUUCUUAUAGAAUAUUGUUGGCUUCCUGUCUGGCAGUGUUUAUUAUUCUGUGGGCACUUGUUUCAUCAGUUUUCAUCUCUGACAUCGGCUUAUGAGAUAUCUUGUAUCAUGUUGAACUUCUGCAGGGAAUUUAUGGCGUGAACUAUGGGAAACAGCUAAACCAUUACCUGCGGCAAAACAGGCACCACUUUUUGAUGAAGAUUUGGCUGUGUGAGUACAUUCUGGGUGUUAUACUAUUAGGCUAUAUGAAUCAUAAUUUAGAUAACUCACUGCUGACCUUUUCUUCCAGUGAGAGCACCUUAACAUCCAUGGCGUCUAUCCCCCCUUCUGAGCUUCUUGAGCAGUUGUUCCUUUCAAUGGCAAGUAAUUCAUUCUAGCUAAUGUUUCGUCCAUUUUCCUCUUUCAGGCAAAUAAAAAAACUAAAUCAUAUUUUUCAGAUUCAAUUAUUUGUUUGUUUUUAUGUAACAGUCCAAUAAUGUUUGAAAUAUUAAAAUAAAUUUCAAGAUCUUUGUAAAUAUUUACAUUUUUUUUCUUUUGACUGAAAUGAUAGUGCCCCUGUCACCUCAUUGGGACGCUAUGAAAGCUAUGCAUAGAGUGGUAGCGUGGGAUAAUAUGCCGAGGAGUGGUCAAUUGGGAGGAGUGAUAUAAUGCCUUUGGUCCUUUAUUUACUGGAGCAGUAAUCUCAAAUGUUAGCACCAAGAUUAAAAGAGGAAAGAAAACCACUUAGGGCACACCAAAGGACUAGUUUUUUAUCGUAAUCUUAUGUAUCAGAGAACGUAUCAUUGCAUUGUGCAGAAAUCUAAGAGGGAGAGAGGAUUCCACUGAAAACACAAGGUGAAAAGCACUGGGGAGGAUGAACUCCGAAACCCUAGGUGAGGGACGGUGAAUUCAGAAAUGGUACGAGGUUAAUGGGCCAAGAAGAUCUAAUAGGCCCAGACAGGCGUAGUAGGCUCAUGUAGGCCAAACAACAAAAAGAACUUUCUUAUUAGGUUUUCCCAUUGAGGUAUCAUGUAGGAUUGGUUUCUUGAUUUUUUUAUCACUGUCACAAGCGCUCCAUUAGUUAUCUUAGAUUUCAUCAGUGCCGUACUAUUUACCGCUGUACUGGGGAAAUCUGUUCAAGACUAGACAUAAUAUUUCGGAAUAUUCCAUCAGCUUCAAUUUAUGAGAAUUUUUUUUUUGCUUGCCUCUGACUUAUUUACUUUUAAACACUACCAAUUAUUCAUCUUAGUACUUCCUGUUCUUAGGUUAUACUCUGGAAAUAAGAGGAGCUUCUUUAUCAUUCUAUAAAUUGAUCUUCGAACUCACAAAAUAACUCUUAUUAUGUGAGAGUUAUUAUGUUGUUUAACGGAGUACUUUCACUGGAAUUUUCGUACCUCUAUCUUUAUCUUUUUUAUCAAUUUGCAACACUUAAUAAUAUCUCCACAAUUCUAUCCUUCCUGGACGGAUGAAUGCAUAGAGAAUUCAGAUUAAUAACGCAGUAUGCCUAUGUCCAUAAUAGUAGCAAAUCUCUUGCGUGAAAUAGUCAUCCAAUCGGAAUUGAGAAAUUCCAUUGCUUGUUUCUCGUUAUGUCAUGUUAAUCGAUGUAAUUAAUUGGUUCCUGCAAAGUAUAAAAUCGAUUGCUUUCUCCCUAUUGGAAUCCACUUCAGUUAAUUAGACUAUUUCACCGGAUAUAUUGAUAACCAAUUUUCGCCAAUAACUAUAGGCCUCCGCCAUAAAUCAGGCUGAAAUCGUUUGCAAUAAUCAAUUUAAUGUCAAUGGAUAUGAUUUGAUAAUUAUCCCCUCCCCCUCCCCUCAUAGCCUACUCUCUCCUUUCCUCUCUCCCUUGUCUCUCCGUCACAUUAUUUGUCAUCUCUCACUCUGUCUAGAUUUACAAAUAAUAAUUCAAUAAAAAUGCUAUGAUUCAUCUUUCAACAAGGACCAGAUGAGUCGGUGUUAACAUUACCCUCCAUGAUCUCUUGUUUCAGCUUUGCUCAGGCUUUGUUGUUGCUGAAAGCGUCCUGGCAAAGGCUGGAAACAUUCCGAAGCUAUUCUAUGAGUGCAAGGACUAUAUAAGCACCACAUGUCAGAGCGGCUUGCCAAUUGACAUCAUUGACGACCUUUGCAAGGUCAGAACUACCAAAAUUGAUAAUUAAUAAAGUUCUGACGCUCGGAGUUAGUUAGAAUCCCCUAUUGAUUGCUGCUGUCCCUUUCUCUUAUUUAAAUCGAGAACUUUAUGAAAUGGGUGUUUCAGGUGUAUGAAACGGUAGAGAAAAUCCUCACUCAUCCAGAGGCCAGAUGGGUCUCUGGAGAGACAGCCUUGGAGGAGCCAAGAAGCCGGCUCAAGAAACUUCACCUUUCAUUUAUGGGGAAAGACAAGGAGAUUCUGCCAAGACCAGCCACCAAGGACCAGAAGAAGCUUGAAGACAAGAAUGCCAGUAUGUUCUCUAACCUGUUUGAUGGGAAGCCAUCUUUAUUUACAAAGAAGCAGCCACCGCCAAGUGCUGCCCCUUCCAUGGCCCCAUCUCACCUCAGUGAGGGUGAUUGGGCUGGUUCGUGA